Vitrella brassicaformis is the source of this 2644-nucleotide messenger RNA. NCBI's taxonomy places the organism in Eukaryota, Vitrellaceae. The record is from the annotation of a GenBank genome assembly.
GCCUUCUACUGGUCAGCCACGCAUCCACACGCACACAGACACACACAUGAAGCUAUGCUAGGCAGCGACUCAAUGUCGUCGGCUAAGAACAACCCCCACUGCCCGUCUGCUACGAAUAAUCCACCACACACAAUAGACACACAGCAUAUACACACACACACACAGAGCAGACAGUUAGCCCGUCUUGUGAAUGGGUGCCGUUCCCUCACCUUCAGGGAUUGCGAAUUGCAGUAACUACCGUCCAUCCGCCGUCCGACCCGCUGAUGGCUCGGGAGCAGAAAGCACCGAUGUUGGCGCCAACAGGGAGGGAAGCGAGGAUGGAAUCGUGCUGCCCAGCUGUCGUCUCUUUGACCUGCAGUGUGACGCUCUGGAGGCCUCUGAUGUGCGGGAUCACCGAUGAGAGGCGGGCACGGACGAAGCUGCCGGCAUCCUGCACAUCAGCAGGCACUGAGAGGGAGGGAACACACACAAGGCCAGAGAUGAGGACGGAGGGACACACUUCCCCUCCCUCUCGGCGUACGUGUCGUGGCGAAACGAAGUCCCGAGAUUGUAGGCAAGCUGCCGACCGCCCCCACGAGUUGGUCGACCCCGACAUCCCCCAUCACCACAUACCGCACCUCCCUCUGCCCCCCCAGCGCCGUCAACACGCCCACCUGCUCAUCACCACCCAACACCCCGUAGGCGCACACCACCAGCACCUCCUCGGGCAUCUUGGCGGCGAAUAGCCGAGCAGCAGCAACAGCCAGGUCGCUCCAGACAUGCAGCCGUGAGGCUUUCGGGAAUGGCUUUAGGUGGGUGAUGAUGGUGGGGUGCGGCGAUGGGGUGUUGGUCGGGGGAUCGAAGUCGUCGGCAUUCUUGACCUCCACCGUCUCGGCCUUGUCGAAUGAGAGGCUGGAUGCGAUGUCGAUGGCCAAUUCGCUGGCAUUGGCGUGCGGGUCGGCGAGGCCGUCCUGGGUGAGGAUGUACUGCACACGCAAGGCCUGCCGGGCCAGCUGCUGCAGCAUGGUCUUGAAUGAGGGUGAAGGGUGGGAGGGAAAGUCGGCGGAGUCGAAAAUGGACAGGUCGAACUCGGUAUGGCCGAGGGUGGCGGUGGUGAGAAUGAGUGGGGCGUCCUGUCGGCAGCACGUGCCGACCAGUCGGUCCAGGGCCACCAGGACGGGCAAGUUGCGGCGGCCGACGUGGGUGCCAUAAAAGCACACGUGCAGCUGCUCGAGUGACUGUCGGCAGCCCCGCGCAACGAGCACUUCCUGCAGCAACAACAAACACAGAUACAGGAAGGACAUCAUGAGCCAACCCCCACGACCUGCUGCACACGUGCGUGCUUUGUGUUCACCUAAAGCCGAUCUAUGCCCUCCCGCACCCGAUGGUCGUGCCAGUCGAUCUCGAUUGUGCCGAUGCUCUCCAGCUGAGCUAGUGGCCGUCCCGGUUGCCCAGCAGGUGCCGCAGGGAUGCCCUCAAGUACACGCGGCCACACCUCACCCCCAAAGCUCCCGUCCACGCACCGCAGGGAGCGGGACGAGCUGAUGAACUGGCCCAAUCUGCCGGCGUCCCAAUUCCGUUGCUGCGCGGUGGUGAGUGAGGGCAUCUCCCAGCGUCGGUCGGCCAGCCCCUGAUGGUCGCGGUGCAGACCCUCAAUGGUCGUGAGUGCGUGGAGGGUCGGGGGCGGGUCGAGACGAGGUGGGAGGGAAGGGUAUAUCCUCAAGACGGUCCGCAGCUCCAGGUCGGUCACCCGAACCCCUUCUUCGAUGGUGAUGCUCUGCAGAGUCCCGCCACCCAUGUUGGCUGCACGUCGGCCGGCAAUGUGGCCCUCUACCAUGGCCAGAAACACGUCCAAACACCACCGGGGGAAGCCGAGUGGGUAGCGAAGGACGAUGGACGUGAGCUGCCUGAGGUAUGUGGCCCAUUCCUUGACGAGGUCGAUGGUGGCCGUCUGCCAAAACGACCGCUCGUGCUGGUCUGCUGCGCUGAUGGUGAGGUGGUGCUGCUUCCGAGCCGCGUGCUGCCAUGUCAGUGGCGGCAGCUGCAGCUGCAUCAGCAGGUGGAUUGGGAGGAAGGCCAUGACGAUGCUAAGGAGACCGGGCUGCACACAGCACAGCACACGGGACGGCAAGAGGUGUGAGUGUCAGUGUCUGGAUCACCAUGUCAGUGAUUUGUUGCCGAAAGUUGCUUUCCCUCUCAGCGCGACGCUGUCGCUCCUCAUCGCUGUCAACACCAGCAGCAGCAGAUGAAGAGGCAGACGAAGAAGACGCUGCUGGUGUGCCCUCACGACGGGACUUCUUGACCUGCACACACGCACCCAAUAGACAAACCCAUUGCAGGGGUGCUGUGAUGCCCUCACCUGUACAUCGUCACCCUCCAUUGCUGCUGUAGAUCUAACUCAGCGGCUGGGCUCCGCGAUGAGAACUCCGAGGCCUUCUCAGAGGCGACCACUUAACCAAUUCUCCCGGUCCCUCCCUGACAUCCAAACACACAGCACAUGAGGGCGGCACCGAUGGUGAAUUGGCCUUCUCCCUCUCUCUGCCUGGCGUACCUCAGGAAGGAUAGACGCGACGAUGCCACUCAGUCAACUCAUCGAUUUGAGCAAGGACGCUGAGCCACCCCUCGAUGCUGCACAGGGGUGGCUGCGUCCCCUUGCUUCGCUUUU